AUGCUAAGAAAUAUCUCUCAUUCCAUAAGACUUUUUAGUUCUCUUGGCAAGAAAAAAGUUGUGGUUACAGGUGCAGGCAGAGACAGAAUAGGAAUAGUCAAAGACCUAACAGAAAUUAUAUAUGAAGAAGAAGGAAACCUAAUGGACUCGAAAAUGAGUAAACUCGGCGGCGAUUUUGCCGUGAUGAUGCUAGUUGAAUUUCCAAGUCACCGCAUUUCUGCCUUCAGAGACAAGCUUUCUCAAGCCAAAGAGUCUCUUGGCCUCCAUCUCAGCUGCAAUGAGGCGAUUAUCCCAAAAACCAAUACUCAUGAAGCUUACAAUGUGAAAAUCGAGCUAGAAGGCGCUGAUUCUCCUGGAAUUGUCUAUACUGUUUCCCAAUAUUUAAGCGGGGUUGGAGCAAAUAUUGAAAAUAUGAUCACCUCUAACGAGCCUGCACCUAUGGGAGGAACAACUUUGUUCAGAAUGGAAGGGACAAUUAAAAUAUCAGAAUUGGUUAAUUUCCAGCUAUUAAAGGAUAAAGUUAAGCAGCUUGAAAAUAAGCUUGGAGUUGACAUUAAGCUGGAAAGAGAAAAAGAAUAA
This is a messenger RNA of Blepharisma stoltei, 579 nucleotides long. NCBI's taxonomy places the organism in Eukaryota, Ciliophora, Heterotrichea, Heterotrichida, Blepharismidae. The record is from the annotation of a GenBank genome assembly.